Messenger RNA from Boleophthalmus pectinirostris (great blue-spotted mudskipper), 6459 nucleotides. It is a transcript of the gene ppargc1a, whose product is annotated as peroxisome proliferator-activated receptor gamma, coactivator 1 alpha. Bases 103 to 3666 code for a protein of 1187 amino acids. Gene Ontology annotation, cellular component: nucleus. Lineage: Eukaryota; Metazoa; Chordata; Actinopteri; Gobiiformes; Gobiidae. Gene Ontology annotation, biological process: positive regulation of transcription by RNA polymerase II. Gene Ontology annotation, molecular function: RNA binding; transcription factor binding. The transcript is spliced from 13 exons. The record is from RefSeq and is a predicted model, not a curated record.
UGUGUGCGAGCGAGUGGGAAGCGUGUGUGGAUUUCUUUUUUACUUUUCUUUCUUUUUUCUUCUUUUUUAACCCUUUUGCAAGGACCGUCAUUCAGUGUCUGGAUGGCGUGGGACAGGUGUAACCAGGACUCGGUGUGGAGAGAAAUAGAGUGCGCUGCCUUGGUUGGUGAAGACCAGCCCCUCUGCCCUGACCUCCCUGAACUUGACCUGUCCGAGCUGGACGUCAGUGACUUAGAUGCAGACAGUUUCUUGGGUGGCCUCAAAUGGUACAGUGACCAAUCGGAGAUCAUUUCCUCGCAGUAUGGCAACGAGGCGUCCAAUCUAUUUGAGAAGAUAGAUGAGGAAAAUGAGGCCAACUUGCUGGCAGUGCUUACAGAGACCCUGGACAGUAUCCCGGUGGAUGAGGACGGAUUGCCUUCGUUUGAGGCCUUGGCAGACGGAGACGUGACCAAUGCCAGUGACCAGAGCUGCCCCUCCUCCCCCUGCGGCUCCCCCCACACCCCCGAGCCCGAGGAGCCUUCCCUGCUGAAGAAGCUCCUCCUGGCGCCUGCAAACUCCCAGCUCAGCUAUAAUCAAUACACAGGUGGCAAGGCACACAACCAUGCAGCCAACAGCAACCACCGGAUCCGACCACCACCUGCCGUCGUCAAGACGGAGAAUCCAUGGAAUGGCAAAGCGCGUGGGGGUGCGACCCAACAGAACAGGCCCGUGAGGCGGCCCUGCACAGAGCUGCUCAAAUACCUGACAGCCACAGAUGACAUCCUGCUCCACACCAAAGCCAGUGAAGCCAGGGGCCCCUGGGGGCCCGGCAGUAGCAGAGACAAGAGUGUCCUGGGUCUAGGUGCCUCCUCCUCUUCCUCCUCGCCUUCAUCAUCGUCCACUUCCUCGUUCUCCUCCCUUUCCUCCAGCUCCUCCACCUGUUCAGCGUCCAAGAAGAAGUCGGUGUCUCAGCAGCAGCAGCAGCAGCAGCAGCGAGGUGAGCGCCGGGCUGCAGGCGAUUGUAGUGUGCCUGGUGUUGGGGCUGGGAAGUGGCAGCGGUGCCAUGCUCACCAUGAUCAGAAGUCCCAGGGCUGUGGCCAUGUCUGUCCCAAACUGGAGCACAGGGCGCCCAGUGAAGAAGGAAGGCCGCCAGGCGAGGCCGCCCGCCUGGCCGCCGCUAGCUUUAUUAGGUAUAUGCAUUCUUAUUCCCUCCCUCCCAGAGAGGCGAGUCACAGCUGUGGGCAUUGCCGAGGGGCUGCAGGUGCCACUCAGGCUAGUGGGGGCUUUGGCAGGCAAGGCCAUAGGAACACUAGUGGUGCCCAACAAGCACCACGCAGACACAUCACACUGACCAUAAAGAAAAGAGAGGAGAAGCCAGGCCACCCCUUACUCAGCCAGCUGCUCACCUCCAAACACAAGCCUGCCCACUACCAGGUCCAGCUACACACACGCAGCCCUAGUCCCAUACCCCCUUCCCUCAAAAAACAGUCACCCCCCAGGUCUGAGAGCCCCUUCCUGACAGAGCCACACAUGGACAAGGAAGAGCAGAAUGAUACAAAGUCUGUUAGGAACCAUGAGGCUGAGGAGCCUGGAUCUGGGCCCCUACUGUCCCCUAUGACCUUUGACCUAGAGACAGACUCAGGCCUAAACAUGGGCUUUGGACUGGAGCUGGGGUGGCCCAGCAGGGGGCACUGUGGGGAGGAGCCUGAUGAAGCUGAUAAUGAUGAUGGUGUUGUUGAUUAUGAUGAUGUCAUGGGCAGCAGUGUGGCUGCAAUGCUCUCACAGGGCCUGCCCAGCCCACUGUUCCCUGUCCCUCCCUGCUUCAUACCAGGGCAAGGGCACCCACACAGGCAGGCACUCAGCGAGCACCCCGACGACCAGGGCCACCCAUUGUUAGCCAAACCAACCACCUUGCCACUUCCUUUGACCCCAGAGUCUCCAAAUGACCACAAGGGAUCACCAUUUGAGAACAAAACCAUUGAACGCACAUUAAGCGUGGAGAUCGCUGGAACUCCAGGUCUGACACCACCUACUACGCCCCCACACAAAGUCAGUCAAGAGAAUCCUUUCAAAGCAUCUCUCAAAACCAAGUUGUCUUCAUGUUCCUCCUCAGCCUUGGCGUGCAAAAGAGCCAAGCAGAGCGAGGCGGGCCCCGGCGCUUUGGCCCCGGCCCCAGGUGCCUCAGGCGGGGGCCCCACUAGAAAGGGUCCCGAACAGACUGAGCUGUAUGCCCAGCUGAGCAAAGCGGCCAGCGCUCUCCCUUUCUCCCUGCACUCAGCAGGGGGCGCUGCCGAGGACCAACGUAGCACUAGCAACAAGCGGUCUCGUGGACACAGUGACCACGACUACUGCCAGGCAACAGCAAAUGCCAAGAAGGACGGCAGCACGGCCACCGCUCCAAGCACUACAGCAGAGGUCACACCUCCAGACGACAGGCAUGUGGAAUGUAAGGACUUAACUAUGCCCCCAUCUUCAUUGCCAUUCUCAUCUUCCCCAAUGUCGGCUUCAUCCAUGUCUUUGGCUGAGCAGCACAAAAAGGAGGCAGCCCAAAUGAAGGAGACAGAAAACCCUUCACAAGAGGUCCCGUGUGACCAAUCCUCUUCCAACAACCGGAAACCCAUGCGCGACCAGGAAAUCCGAGCAGAGCUCAACAAGCACUUUGGUAUCCCAACACAAGCGCUCUACAGCCCGGAGAGAGAAGUGAAGUCUGCAGCUCCUCCAUCUCCAGAGGAGGCCUCUGACAGUUCCCCACGGCUGCCCGGAUCCAGCUACCUGCACCCAGGCUUCCUGCCCUUCCAUGAUGACCUGGAUGUGGGGCGGGAGAACCGUUUCCUGUACCCCUGGGAGGGCACUCCUCUGGACCUCCUGUUCGAUUGCUCCCCCUGCUCUCCCUCCUCCUCGUCCCCUCCAUCCAGCUGCUCCCCCUCACGAGGCUCUGUAUCCCCGCCCUCCUCCCUGCUCCUGUCUCCCAGCAGGCCUUUCUGCUGGACCAGCAGCGGGUCACGCUCCAGGUCCCGAUCCCACUCCGGCUCCCGCAGCUCCUCCUCACACCACCGGAGGCGCUCUCUCUCCAGCUCACCCGACAGACGCCCCUCCUCUUGGGCUCGUCAGAACACAGAAUCCAGCACUUUCCGUUCCAGGACUCACAAAAGCCCUCGGUCCCGCUCUCCUCUCAGCCGCAGGCAAAGGUACGACAGUUAUGAGGAGUAUCAACACGAGCGCCUGAUGAGGGAGGAACAUCUCCAGGAUUAUGAGAAGCGAGAGUUUGAGCGAGCUGAGCAGAAAGACCGGCAGAAGCAAAAAGCUAUCGACGAGAGGCGGGCGGUGUACGUGGGCCGGUUGAGCUCUGACUGCACCAGGACCGAGCUAAAACGCCGCUUUGAAGUCUUCGGUGAAAUUGAAGAAUGCGCGGUGAACCUGAGGGAUGAUGGGGACAAUUUUGGCUUCAUCACGUACCGCUACACUUGUGAUGCCUUCGCUGCCCUGGAGAAGGGACACACCCUACGCCGGUCACACGAGCCCCAGUUCGAGCUGUGCUUUGGCGGACAGAAGCAGUUCGGCAAAUCACAUUACACCGACUUGGACUCUCAUUCAGACGACUUUGAUCCAGCCUCCACCAAAAGCAAGUACGACUCCCUGGACUUCGACAGCUUGCUCCGAGAGGCCCAGCGCAGCCUGAGAAGGUAACCAACCGGUCGUCAGGGGCAACCGCCGUCCGUUGUCACACGACGCGAGAGGGACUUCCGAUACCUCACUGUUUCUCAAGACUAUGAGAAGAUUUACACUCUAUUUCACAGAGUUUAUAUGAAGAAAAAAUAUAGACGUAUAUCGUGAAAAAUGAAUAUAUCAAAUGAAGUUUACAUGAACAAAGCUGCUGAUGAAGAAGGAGAAGCAAUGCAUUGUGGGAAAGCCAGUGAACCCUCAGAAUCUGUUCAAUGCAGGUUCAAUGCACUCAACUGCUGUUGUGAUGGAAGAAAAGGAAAAGAAACUGUCUUUUUUUCUCUAAGCACUACAAUACCCACAAUCCUUUGGGGUAGCAGCUUGUUCAGCCAGAUUUGUUUUGUUUUGUCAUUUCUUUUUAUUUUAGAAAUCUGCUGUGUGGAUCUGGUGUUACAUUGCAAAACAAGUGGGAAUUGUUUAGAAAAUUCUCAAGGGUGUCUACAUUUUAAGAGGUUGAAAUGUAGCUGUGUAUUUACAAAUAUUAUAAAAAGGAAUAUUUUUGUUUUAUGUACAUAUCAGAUAAGAAAAUUCUUUAUUUGUUACAGCUAUGCACUGUAAAACGCAGCCUUUUUUAAAUGAAAGAGAAAAAUUUCUUAAUUCAGAAUGUUUGAUCUGUAGUGAUUACACAACAUUGUACACCUACAUGAUGUUUUGUCAUGACAUGAUUGUAAAAAAAGAACAAAAAAUCUACGUCGACUGCUCAGUUUGAAAGAGCCAGUAAACAAUGUCCUUUUUUAAGUUAUUUUGUUGGGAAAGGGGUUAAAAAGUCAACCAUGUAUAGUUUUAUGUGUUUAUAAUGUCCUCAAUCAGUGUUUUUGCCAGUGUAAAAUGCAUUUUUAAAGUUUUUUCAUGAUUGGGAAAAAAAAUGGACCCCCAUUUUUUAUGAAUUAUUUGAAAGCAAUCAGUAUAUACACUUUGAUUCUUUGGAAGGUUUUUGAUCAACCAAAUAAUUUUAAUCCAAAAUAUUUAUGUAUUUAUUUUUUAAUCAAAACUAUUUAUGAGUUCCAUUUGAUGUGGCGUACCUCAUAAAAUGUAUUUAUUAUUUCUGUUAUUUAACUCACAAUCACUAGACAGGGUGUACAAUAAUAUCUUUUGGUGGGAAUUUUGUGACCUUCUAUGCCUUUCCGAAACAAUCACAACAUUUCAGCCAGUCACUCCUCAUGUAUCAGUCUAUAAGUCUACAUAGAAGCAAUAAGAAUAAUUUUGCAGGAUUUUGAUUAAGUUGUCCCACUGGUAACACUGACAUGGCUGCACUCACGCUUUUUUGAUUAUGUGAAUGCCAAACAAAAAGUUUACAAUUCAUUUCCUGACUUUUUUAAUGAUCUUGUAUUUGAUGUACAAAUAAUAACAUAUAGUAAUAAUAUUCACAAUAAUUGCAAGAUGAUUAAUAAUAAUAUAAAUGAAAGGAAAAAAUCUAUAAAAAGCAAUAAAUUAUUUUUCAGAGUUGUAUUUUAGCUCUUAUCGUUGUGAUUUUUUGGGGGGGAUUUUGGACCCAUUACCCAGUCACUGGUAGCUAAGAUGACUCCAUUCCAAUAAGUCUUGGCCUCCCUCUGCUUUUCCCUUUAAAGAUGUCCGUGAUUGUAUUGCACGCAUUACAGUGUGGUACUUCGUGUGCAAAACGUCCGUGUGUGUGUGUGUGUGUGUCUAAGAAAAAUAUUUGAUGUGUAGUGCAUGGCUAGUCCAGAACCACUUGGGAUAUCUGAUUUUCUCAAUGGCAAAUUUUUUACCAUUUUUAUACAGCAGUCAGCCGUAACAUCAGGACCACUGUGUUUGUGUUUUAGAAGCAAGAAAAAUGGGGAAAUUGCAUUGAAUCUACUUUGUCCAACAUUUGACCCAUCCUUCAAUGCAGUGGACCCAUUUCCAGCUGGAGGAUUGUGCAUAUUUUGGGUUUUUGUUUUGUGAAAAUAGACAACUUAUUCGAGCAAUAAGCAACAAUAAUUCGACUUAACAUCUGCUAAAAUCCAUAAGCAAGUCCCUCUAAACUUGGAACCAGAUUCUGAGCAAAAACACAACAACUUCAUUUCAAUUUGGCGAUCAAUAUUGCGCUGGUGGUCGUAAUAUUAUGGCUGGUGGUUGUAUAGGCCUAUAGGAGAAAACCCUACACAACUAAGGCAUGCCGCACCACUUCUUCCCCUCUCUCUCCACUCACAGUCCAGAUAUGACAUAAAAGGUAACCUUGCAGUUUCUAGUUCAAUUAAUAUCCUGUUCCGAGUAAUGAGAGAACCAGCUCUCAUCACAGGAAGGGAAAAAAAAUUGUGUAUAAUGAAAGCUAUGCUGAUCACAGACUUCCUUUUAUGGAGUUUGACUAUUGGAGACAUUUUUCAAAGAAGGAAGUGAAAAAAUACCUGUGUUUUAUGGCAUUGUUUUUCCCUUUCCGUUGUCUGUAUAGCAUUUGGGUAAUGGUGUCGUGUCCCAUUGAUUGAUGUGGCUUUAAACAUUGUAAUAAAAAAUGCUUUGUAAAUUGCCUAGAGUAGCAAUAUAUUACACCUUAUGGUUUCAACUGUGGCGGACUUUUUAAUGAUAAUGUCACCUAUUGAGGACACUGUCUUGCUUUGUUUUUCUUUGGAAGGACAUUACGUGUACAAGUGUGUGUGAGAUUUUAAGGGAAGUGUGUGUGUAUUUUUGGAUGUUCUGUGUCCUAUCCACGUUGCCUUUUUCUGCCAAGUCCUUACCAAUGCCUUUGUGGUUCUACCUAUUGUACGACUUUCUUGUGAAUUUUAAUUUUUUAUGUGCAAUUCUCAUCAGCCUCACCAUGCCAAU